AUGACGGAGUCAGGCUCCCUGAACUCGGUUGUGCAAGCGUCUAACUACUAUUUCAUACUAAAAACAGAGAACUUACAGCCUCUUCUUGAGAUCACAUACCAGUUAACUGAACAGAUAGAGAGCAACCAGACUGUUAUUGAUAAGCUAUGCUACAUUGCAGACAAUAAGAUCAGAUACCCAGAAACAACGAUUAACUUUGAAAAAUUUGGUUUGACUUUAGCGGAAGACGGAGAAUCAGAUUCAAAAUCUACAGAGAGCGGAGGUAAAGAUGAUUCUAUCCAUGAAAAAGACCACGAGAUCACUAAAUUAAUGGCUAGCAUUAAUGAGGAGGACGAGAAGGAAAGAGAUCAAGACGAGGACGUAACACAAGGUGAAGAUGAUCCAAUAAGAUAUUUACUUGUUCAGAAGUAUAGUCUCGAUAAAAUUGAAUUGGACAGUACCCCAGACCUUGGAGUCUUUGCUAGUAACGCCAGAAUUGCACAGUUAGUGGAAGACAAUAUGAAAUUAACAAAAAUACGACAGAUAAAAAAGUACAAGAACCAGGAAUUACUAAAGCUUAUCUAUGACUACGAGAGAUUCAUCGUCGAAGAUAUACUACCCUCCUUAAGAUCCGAAUUGAUUAAACUCACAAGUACAACGACAUGUACGUCAGCUGAUGACAAGUCUUUACAAGAUUACGUAGAGCUCAAAUUUGAAUUAUUGGGAAAAAUGUACCAAAGGUACACCAUGAACGUAAAGUACUUACUGAAGCUACUACUGUACUCGCAUGCCCUUCUUCGAUAUCUGAGCGAUAAAGAGGAUUUACUAUACAAAUUGAGUCACCAAUUUGAAGCAUUGGAGUUUCUUCAGAAAAAUAUGUCUAAAUUGCUAAAAUAA
Scheffersomyces stipitis CBS 6054 is the source of this 876-nucleotide messenger RNA. RefSeq lists its product as uncharacterized. Lineage: Eukaryota; Fungi; Ascomycota; Pichiomycetes; Serinales; Debaryomycetaceae. The record is from RefSeq and is a predicted model, not a curated record. The coding region runs from base 1 to 876 and encodes 291 amino acids. The transcript has a single exon.